Messenger RNA from Phyllostomus discolor (pale spear-nosed bat), 3222 nucleotides. It is a transcript of the gene ANKUB1, whose product is annotated as ankyrin repeat and ubiquitin domain containing 1. The record is from RefSeq and is a predicted model, not a curated record. The transcript has 6 exons. Lineage: Eukaryota; Metazoa; Chordata; Mammalia; Chiroptera; Phyllostomidae. The coding region runs from base 451 to 2079 and encodes 542 amino acids. Gene Ontology annotation, molecular function: protein binding.
CAAGUGCAUCCCAAUUAAGUAUCUAUUUUGAAGGGCCCUUCAGUCAGUUGUACUGAACGGAUAUGGAUUCCAGAGUCAGUAGAUGGUGGCCACAUCACAAAAGAGUAAUUUACUUGUGGUACUUUUGUAUGACAUGUUUGAUUGUUGUUCACAGUUGCCCCAACCAUUGUCAAGUUUGCUGGUUUCCGUAAUAUGGGAACAAGGUUGCUGUUGACUGCUGCCCUCAGCAGAGAAGCAUUUCCUCCAAUGCAGCUGCUGUGUUUCCCGAUACUGUGAUACUGCGGGAAUUGUCUCUUCACAUUUCUCAACUCACCUUGGAGGCUGGACAGUAACAGCUGCCUCUGCUCAUCAUUUUUGUCCUUAAUUGCAAAUUGGAAUUUUUCCAGCUACCCAACAAAAUAUUUGAAAAAAGCUGUGGGGUUUUGGUGUUUUGUUUUGUUUUUUGAGAAAAUGAGGAUUUUCAUAGCCUUUGAGGGAUCUUUUGAACCAUUUGAAGUUUCAGCAGAUGAAACUGUGGAAGCUGUCAAGUUGAUGAUAAAGGAUUAUUUCCACAUUCCUCUCUCUGACGAUGAACAAGGCAGGCGGUAUCUGGAGCUGAUGUAUGCUGGAGCAGCCCUAAAGGACAGCUGGAGCCUUGCUGAUAUUGGAAUAUCUUUUUGUUCAACUCUCAAAUGCUUUGUUAAGAAAGAAGAUAAGCCCACUCUCCACGUGUUUAAUGCUGUCACCCAAGAGACGAUGCCAAUAAUGAACAGUACUUCCCUUUUUUGUAAGAAAGUGUCUGAGCUAAGAACGCUAAUAUCUUUGAGGUGUGGCUUCCCUGUGAGUGUCUUCUGUCUCAAGACCCCAAGCGGACUGGAGAUGUAUGACUGCAACACCCUCAGGGACUAUCAGCUUGACAUUGGCACAAUGCUUCGCUUGGACGUCUGGGAUGGAUGGAAAGAAUUUCUUAUGGGCUGUCUCCUCGGACAAAAACUUAAAGUCCAACGCUAUUUAUCAAAUGAAAAGCCGGUACUUAAGUACCAGAAGAGGGUGGCCCUGUACAUUGCCGCCUUUUAUGGCUACAUUGAACUCACCGAAUGGGCCCUGAAGCAGGGUGUGCGGCCCCACGAGGCGGUUGGUGUCCACCCUUACCGAGCAUGGUGCCAUGAAGCCCUGCAUGCAGAUGUCUCUAAAUGUCCCAUUCAUGCAGCUGCAGAAGCAGGCCAGCUGCUGAUUCUGAAGGCCUUUGUCAACUGCAGUGUGCUGUGCCUGGAAUGCAGAAAUGCUGCAGGCCAAGCUCCCCUGGCCAUCGCGCUCAAACGCAAGCAUAAAGACUGUGUAUUAUAUUUGCUUAGUAAAAUGUGGUCCACAGUUUCUUUUCUGAAAGUGUCAGUCCCCAUGAGGAUCUAUAUUAAAAUAAAACAAUGGGUGCUCAAGGCUCAGAGUCACAACCUUUAUAAAAGCCAGCUGUGUGGAUCAAGAGCCUUCGAGGCAAAAGUUGGAGACAUUGUGAUGGUGGAUGGCUUCAGCAAACCACGAAUGACCUCCAAGAGUUGGCAUAAGGCUGGGAAUAAGGACUCACAAAGCACUGUGGUCAAGCUACCGCCUCUCAGGGAACAAACUGCAAGCAGGAGACCUGUCAAUACUUUGGUAAUUUCACAGCAGGACACAAGAGAACAAACCCUCAAAUUUCUUCCACUGGUAGAUAAAAAUACAUUCUCUGAAUUACGAAGACAACAAAAUUGGAAAAAUAGUAUUGCCGUGGAUAGGAAAAAUGAAAAGCUCAUAAAAAAUACAUAUCUUCCACAAAUCCCACUCCCUCCAGUUUCAAGAGUAGGCCAUGCACACCCAUCUUUUUACUACGCAACACCCAGUGCUGACUCUUUACUCAGAUCUUCCUUCGCAUCUUUCUCUGAGCACAGCGGGAGAACUCCAAGGGAGAACGCCAUCUACUGCUUAGCUGUGGCCAGUGCUUUUAAAGAGAAACGAUGGCUUCAGCAGUUAGAAAUAGCAAGAGUCCUAGCCAAAAAGAGCGUUUCUCACCUGACUACCCAAGGAGGACUGAGAGGAUGUGAAAAUCUGGUGGAAUCUGCACAUUGAAGUCAUGACAACAUCAGUUUGGGUGAAAAACUGAUCAAAUAGAACCUCCAGUUCUAAUGUUAACAUUUCUAAUCAAUGUUCUAAUGCUAUGUAACUAUGAACAGAAUAUUUCAUGGUAAACACCAUGUUUUCUUGAACUCUUAUAUGAAAAUUUAAAACAUUUGUUUUUGCAUAAAGAACCUGAGGAAGAAUCCAUAAGAAACUGAGAACAGUAGUUGCCUUAGAGGUAGGAAAACUGGAAACAAGGACAGAAAUAAGAAUUUUUACUGUUUCCCUCUCAGAAUUUGUUGCAAUUUUUUUUAAACCACAUGAAUGCAGCACAUAUUUUAAAAAAAUAAAAUUAAAAAAAUUCUACCUAGGGACAGUUCCUAGGAGAGUUACCAAUACCAUUUAAGUCUAGUACUGGUCUCAGACAUCUUUUGAAUAUCUGUUAACAUAAUUUGUUAAUUGUCUUAAUUGAGGUAAAGUCCACAUGCAGUGAAUUGCAUGUACAAUUUACCUACAGUGAUCUUACAUGUAAAAUUUAAUGACUUUGACAAAUAUAUGCAUUUGUGUAACCAAUAUCCCAAUCAAGAUGUAGAAUAAUUCCAUUACCCCAGAAAGUUUCUUUAAGCCUCUAUCCCAGUCUAUCUCAGGCCCCAGUAAGCAACCACUAUUCUGCUUUCCAUCUCCAUGGACAAACUGCCCCAAUCAAAGGAAUCAUAUAGGUGCUCGCCUUGUGCCUGGGUUAUUUUGCUCAACUUAAUAUUUUGAGAUUCAUUUACAUUGUUGCAUGUCUCAAUAGGAUGUUCUUUUUUAUUACUGAUUAGUAUGCCAUACUAUGGAUGCACUAUGAUUUAUCUAUUCAACUAUAUGGACAUUUGGGUGGUUUAAGCUGCCAUGAGCAUUGUUGUAAAGGUCUCUUUCUGGACAUAUGUCUUCAUUGCUUUUGGUCAAAUACCUAGGAGUGCACUUGUUAGAUAAUAGGGUAAAUACACAUUUAACAUUAUAGGAAACUGUCUAACAGUUCUCCACAGUGGUUUUAUGAUUUUAACUUCCCUAACAACGUACUGAUUACUUCAUUCUGGUUCUGGUUGCUUCACAUACUGGCAAAAUAUGGUGUCUUCAGUGUUUUUGAUUUUUAGUUAUUCUAAAUGACUAAAA